Messenger RNA from Morchella importuna, 564 nucleotides. RefSeq lists its product as uncharacterized. The transcript has a single exon. The record is from RefSeq and is a predicted model, not a curated record. NCBI's taxonomy places the organism in Eukaryota, Fungi, Ascomycota, Pezizomycetes, Pezizales, Morchellaceae. Bases 1 to 564 code for a protein of 187 amino acids.
AUGUCCGCCCUCCCGGCUCCCCAAGCGCCUCUUCAGAUUGAAUGGCAACCGGCAGCUUUAGAAUUCCAAGAGGGACAGACACAGUUGAUCCACAAGCCCAGGACGGCGCUCCAGUCCUACAUCCCCGGAUGUGAGCCCACCUGGCAAGAUACCGACGAAGUCACCCUACAGGACUUCUUUGCGGAAUUGCAGCGCUACCUGAUGCACAGCCUGCAACAGGAAGUCAUCAAGGCCGGCAAUGCGCUAGCCUUGGUGCAAGAAAGACAAGAAGCUGAGGCAGUCCUGCUCCGGAACGCCUUCGGCUAUAUGCAAGAACAAGUCUCCUCAGUCCAGGCACAACUCCAGAGUUAUGCUCAGAGAGAUGACUUAGGAGCGGAUGAGAUGGAGGACAUUGAAUGGACAAACCCGGCGAUGCCCCCUAACUUCCUGGAAGACAUCCAGAGAGCCAUUAAUGAAGGAAGGCUCUCCAUCGCCAGGAUGCCUACACCAGCACCUGUCCCCAAUCCCGCACCUCUGCAAAACUCCAGGGCCUCAUCCAGAGCGGCCCUGAGAACCUUCCUGUAA